Messenger RNA from Calidris pugnax (ruff), 1378 nucleotides. RefSeq names its product tripeptidyl-peptidase 1-like. The record is from RefSeq and is a predicted model, not a curated record. Bases 10 to 1365 code for a protein of 451 amino acids. The transcript is spliced from 10 exons. Gene Ontology annotation, molecular function: tripeptidyl-peptidase activity; serine-type endopeptidase activity. NCBI's taxonomy places the organism in Eukaryota, Metazoa, Chordata, Aves, Charadriiformes, Scolopacidae. Gene Ontology annotation, biological process: central nervous system development; proteolysis.
CUCUGCCAGAUGCCGGCGAGCCUGGCCGAGCGCCUCCUGCCCGGGGCCCAGUUCCACCGCUACGUGAAGGGCCAGCGCAGCGUCGUGCGCUCCCCGCUGCCCUACGCCGUCCCUGAGGAGCUGGCGGAGCACGUCGACUUCGUGGGUGGCCUGCACCGGUUCCCCGCGGAGAGGAGGGUGGUGAGCAGAGCCUGGGACGGGAAGGACGCGGGGCCGAGGCAGCAGCACGGAGCGAGAGCGGGUUUCCACCUGGGUGUGACGCCUUCCAUCCUCCGCCAGAGAUACAACAUGACGGGGGCAGACGUGGGGCUGCACCCCAACAACAGCCAGGCCUGCGCCCAGUUCCUGGAACAGUAUUUCCACCAGGCUGACCUGGCCGAGUUCAUGCAGCUCUUUGGCAGCAGCUUUGGCCACCGCUCCCAGGUGGACCACGUGGUGGGGCACCAGGGCAAGGGCAAGGCUGGGCUGGAGGCCAGUCUGGACGUGGAGUACAUCAUGAGCACGGGCGCCAACAUCUCCACCUGGGUCUUCAGCAACGCAGGGCGGCACGAGAGCCAGGAGCCCUUCCUGGCCUGGCUGCUGCUGCUCAGCAACAUGUCCUCGCUGCCCUGGGUGCACUCGGUGAGCUACGGGGACGACGAGGACAGCCUGUCCCGCGCCUACAUGGAGCGCGUCAACACCGAGUUCAUGAAGGCGGCCGCCCGCGGCCUCACCAUCCUCUUCGCCUCCGGUGACGAUGGCGCUGGGUGCAGGAGGGAGCCCGGUGGGAACCACACGUUCCGGCCCAGCUUUCCGGCCUCCAGCCCCUAUGUCACCACCGUGGGAGGAACGUCCUUCAAGAACCCCUUCCUGGUGACCGCGGAGGUGACGGACUACAUCAGUGGGGGGGGCUUCAGCAACGUCUUCCCCAUGCCUGGGUACCAGACGGCCGCCGUGCGCCGGUUCUUCCGCUCGGCCCCGAAGCUGCCCCCCAGCUCCUACUACAACAGCUCCGGCCGGGCCUACCCCGACCUCUCCGCUCUGUCCGACAACUACUGGGUGGUGACCAACCGCAUCCCGCUGCCCUGGGUGUCGGGGACCUCGGCGUCCACCCCCGUGGUGGGGGGCAUGGUGGCCCUCAUCAACGACCGGCGCCUGCAGCGGGGGCUGCCCCCCCUCGGCUUCCUCAACCCCGCGCUCUACCAGCUGCAGGAGCAGGGCCACGACGCCGCCAUCUAUGACGUGACGCAGGGCUGCCACCUCUCCUGCCUGGACGGCACCGUGCAGGGACAGGGCUUCUGCGCCGGCCCCGCCUGGGACCCGGUCACCGGCUGGGGGACCCCCAACUUCCCCCAACUGCUGCGGGCGCUGCUGCCGCCGCCAUGACGGAGGGCGGGGC